CCGUGUAUGAAAAAUUUUACCGUUGACCAAUGAGCUGACGUAAAUACCACGGACCCUUCACGCUACCCACAUCUCUUGUAGGCUUGUAUCCCAAAGCAUCCACAGAAAUCUAGCAACACACACUCUAAUCAUGGUGUCCGAAGCUCCCAAGGAUCCUAGGGAAGAAGUCAUCCAAGCAUGGUACAUGGAUGACAGUAAUGAGGAUCAGAGGCUUCCUCAUCACAAGGAACCUAAAGAAUUUGUUUCUCUGGAGAAACUUGAUGAACUUGGGGUUCUGAGUUGGAAAUUGGAUGCUGAUAACUAUGAAACUGACGAGGAAUUGAAGAAAAUUCGUGAAGCUAGAGGAUAUACCUACACGGAUUUCUGUGAGGUAUGCCCUGAAAAGCUUCCAAAUUAUGAUGAGAAGAUUAAGCAUUUCUUUGAGGAACAUCUGCACACUGAUGAAGAAAUCCGCUAUUGUGUAGCUGGAAGCGGGUAUUUUGAUGUGAGGGAUCUUGAUGAUAAAUGGAUACGUGUAUGGGUGAAGAAAGGUGCUAUGAUUGUAUUGCCUGCAGGAAUUUACCAUCGGUUUACUCUGGAUUCAGACAAUUAUAUUAAGGCCAUGAGACUGUUUGUUGGUGAUCCAGUUUGGACACCCCAUAACCGCCCUAACGAUGAUCUGGCUGCCAGGAAGGAGUAUCUUGAAAAUUUCGUGAACAAGGGCACUUCUAACCAGGUCUUUGAUGCUACAGCAUGAGCCACUUUCUUCAGACAAAACUAGGUGUUGAUAAAGUUAUGCUGGAAAUCUACAAAUACCAUGCUGUUGAUGAUGCAGAAUGAACAGCUUGCUGUAGAGAAAAAUAAAGAUAUUGAACUGUGUAAUUGCGUUGUAUGUCUACAAGUGCAGAUAUGUAUUGGUGAGGGGAUCUUGUAGAAUUUUAAUUUGCUUAUGGACUACUUCUGUAAAUUGGCCAUUUAUGUUGGUGUUUGGCUCAUUGGAGCACAAUAAUAAUAAUGUAACACCUCAAAUUUGCUCUUAUUUCAUUGGGGUUUCAAUCAGUUUUUGGGACAA
This is a messenger RNA of Chenopodium quinoa (quinoa), 1051 nucleotides long. RefSeq names its product 1,2-dihydroxy-3-keto-5-methylthiopentene dioxygenase 2-like. NCBI's taxonomy places the organism in Eukaryota, Viridiplantae, Streptophyta, Magnoliopsida, Caryophyllales, Amaranthaceae. The transcript has 7 exons. Gene Ontology annotation, molecular function: acireductone dioxygenase [iron(II)-requiring] activity. The record is from RefSeq and is a predicted model, not a curated record. Bases 131 to 736 code for a protein of 201 amino acids.